Molecule: messenger RNA, 5106 nt
Organism: Arctia plantaginis
Lineage: Eukaryota; Metazoa; Arthropoda; Insecta; Lepidoptera; Erebidae
Source: the annotation of a GenBank genome assembly
AUGGGCAAAAAAUUUCGAUGCGGUUGUUCUGGCCAAUCAAAAGAUCAGAAACUUAGAAUCAGAGACACUGAUUGUAAAGAUGUGGCUACUAUUAUUGAAGCUCUCACAGCCGAAGAAAUACUCAAACGUUUGACAAAAAAACCAGUGUCAAAAGCACCUAUGUUUAAAAUGAAACCAUUCAAACCGCCACACUUCAAAGACACAUGCGUCCCAAUGGUACCAUCCAUGCAUACUAGGUUAAGAUACAUUGGUCAUUGUCCUGUGGAACCACCAAUCUCGGAGAGGCGAUUGCUUAAAGGUGUGCAGUUUCAGUCAAGCUCUGAAGAUGAAGAUGAAAAUAUCAUGAAGAAGGAUAAUCGACCUUUAUACAAAAAAAAAGUUCGAUAUGUUGACUUAAUGCCCGGUGACAUCUUGAUGCCCGCACCUGUUCCCAUCGUUAAGCAUAAAUCUUCAGAUACAUCUAUUUUGAAUGUACCGAGCCCUAAGACAAGUGGUGAAAUUAUACGUGCUGAGCGAGCAAUUGCGAAACCCGGUGAAAUAAGACCACCUCUACCUCCGAAAGCUGGACAUGAGUUAUUCAAACCGCACAGUGGUCUGAUAGUAAAUAGGGACAAAAGUUUCGUACCCGAUAUUCACGUUGUUCCAGCGGCCGACGGAGCGACAAAACGCAAAGUCUGCGAUAGAAAAAAAUGCCGAAAAUACAGAGCAAUGUUACGUAGGAAGGGGUUCAAGAGUCAGAAAAGAGGCCGUACAUCUUAUACAAACCGGGGUGUUACUGACGGAAAACCACGAGCUCGAGGUGCAAAAAAGCUGCAUAAUGACGACUCGGCAUGUGGCCUUGAUGAAAUACCAAGACCCCAACAUGUAGAAAUACCAAUGAGUUUGAAGAAAGGCAUGCUGCAAACCCAUUCUCUAACAGUUCUACCUUGCACAAAAGAUAGAAGACCUGACAUUCAUUAUGGCAUUCUAACAGGAUCUUUUAAUAUGUAUGAUUCGAAAUUUCCCGGAAGAUCCAGAGGUCGUCAAGCUUUAACAAUGAGUGUAAUGGCAUACUGUUUAGCCUUCCAUUACCACCCGAAGCAAUGGACCAUGAAACUUGUUGAUAAUUUAGUCGAUGCUGGCGAUGUUUGCGUUGCGUCACGUAAAUUUCAAGAUAGAAGGAGAGAGAUAUUUGAAAAUGCAAGAGAGAAAAAAAAAAGGAAAAUGGGAUCAGCAAAGUAUAUCCAGUGCUUAGAAAAAGUGCAUGACCAUUCAGCAGUUCAAGGUAUAUGCGAAGUACUGCCCUUUGGAAAGAAACAGAUACUGGUGUUAAACGGCAAACGUAUGCAAGUUCUGCUAGGCGAACCUGACAUUGUGGGAUAUACGAUGUCCCUGGACCCUAUGGUAUAUAACCUUUGUAGAGGAUUGAAAGCAUUCUUCAAAGAAAAUCGAGCUGGCGUUAUGAUGUCAAGGAUCAUGAAAGUAGUAAUAUGGAAGGACAGGGUAUGUUAUUACAUUUUUGACCCCGCCGGCAGAGAUUCAAGGGCUUAUUCCAAUUUUGCCUCUGGCCAAGCCGCCAUCAUGAACGUAAAAGAUUUGAAUUCCGUGGCUGAUAUUCUUUUAGCACGCAGUAUACUCGGUGACCAAAAAUUCGUUUUGGCUCCUGUUAAAGUUUUGAAAAUGAUUGAUGAAAAAGCGGACGAAGAUCUUGAAUCUGACAAAGAACUGACAGCAGCCGAAAAAGCUAUGAUGGGAUAUAGGAUUUUAACCGAAAAUUGUGCCAUCGUAAAUGCAAACAUGCAUUUGGGAGAUAGAUGCUUCGAGGAUGCUAAGUAUAGACAAGCAAUACCUAUAGCUGUUGUAGCAAUGACAUAUGCCAAAAUAUCCCCACCAAAUACAUGGUUUUCGAAAACAUUGGAUAAAGUUUUACGCUUGGGUAAUAAGCUUUACGUUGAUUGUGCACAUCCAAAGGUUGUGAUUGACAUAACAAUUGACAAUAUUCCUAACGAAAUAUUUAUUGGUCCGUAUGCGUGUGAGAUCAUUAUUUAUAGAGAAAGAGUAAAAGGACAAUUAUUUGCAACAAAGGAAUGCUUUUUGAAUAUAAAAACCGGUUUACAAGAACUUUUUAAAAGUGGAUACAAUAGUGGAAUUUUAGAAUUUAAUAACUAUGCGAUGGCUGUUUGGAGGCAAAAAGAUAUGUACUAUUUGUUUGAUCCUUACCCACGUACUAAUGAUGGAUUAAGAGCCUUAAAAACUGGUAAAGCGUGUUGUUUUAUGGUUUUAAAUCCUGAAGCAUUGGCAGAUGUUAUCACUAAAAACUUUGAUUAUUUACCUGCCACUACACAGUUUAACAUUCACGCUUUUAAGGUGUUGAAACUGAAGAAGAAACAGCCUAAGACGCAAAUUGUUUGUACACUGAGCGACGAAAACUUGCCUGGAAAGGCGAAGCGGAAAAUUCUGGAGAUGGCUGGCGAACGCGGCGACGGUACGGAGGCAUUCCACAACGUGGUGCCAGCCGAUAGCAAACUCUUUGAGCCGACGCCUAAACCUGGAGCUCCCCAAGUAGACGAAGAACAGAUGGGUGAUAUAAUAUCACUAGUGGACAGUAUUCAAGAAGAUUAUUUACCGCCAAUACCAUUGAAAUAUAGAGUUCCUGAUACUUCGGUUGAACCUAAAGUUGUUAACUUGGAUUCUCCAACGGUAUCGGUGACGCAAGUGGUGCCGCCUUGGCCAAAGCCACGGGACAAGACAAAUGAACCCCCAGAGCCUGACCCUGACCCAGAACCUACUCCACCACCUACACCACCUCCUGUCCUACCACCUGAAGGAGGAAUUGAAGAGGAGGAAGAAGUAGAGGAGGAAGAAGAUGAAGAGACCAUAGCGGCCAAGAAAGCUGAAGCAGAGAGGAAGAAAGCGGAAGAAGAGGAAGCGCGCCGAAAAGCGGAGGAACUUCCACCGCCACUGCCACCACCGCCGCCGUCACCCCAACCCGAGGCUGAAGUGCCGUUGGCACCACCAACAUCAGAUGUUAUGGACGAACUUGAUGCUGAAGGCGAAGUCGAAGCACUUGAACCUAUAAAUGUAGAACGCCGCAUACUACUUACAGAAGACGCGCGGAGAAGAUAUAAAUUAAGACAAAUUCGAAAGAAAAUGACGCCUCCUCUCUCUGAGCCUAUUGAUACUACUGCCCCUAUCGACAAAGAGCUCGCCAAACCUAGUAAUUUCAAAGAUUUGCCUGAUAGGUCUCAAAUAGUUAGAGGGAGUAGCGCCCUUGCAGCACCUGGUGCCGUUGACUCCUUAGAUGUACUACCCUUUGGAGCGAUCAUGGCAAUAGUUACUUCUUUUAAGUACACCAUUAACACUUGGAAUUCAAAUAUAGUAAAUUUUGUCGUUGAUACAGCUAAAAAGUUAUAUGACAACAAGGAACAGAAGUUCCAACUUGCUCCUGUACAUAUCAUACCGAAAAUUGCUAUUGGACAUCAGGCGUAUCACGCAACUAUCGACGUCAUUGGCGAGGGACCCAGUUGGCAGCUAGAGGAGUACAUGAGCCGGAAAUUUUUUGACAAUUACGAUAGAGGCAUGGUGACAACGGCUACAUACAGUUGUGCGUUUUUUAAGAGAGCGAACCUGUAUUACUUAUUUGAUGGCAGCGCUUGCAAUGCAAUGGGCUUGCGUACUGAGAAGAAGGGAGCUAAAGGAAGUGCAUGCUUUUUACGAUUUAGAUCAUUGCAUGAACUAGUGAGCAGGAUGCUAUACAACAAGGAUGGAAAAACCGAAGACCAACAAUUUGUAAUUAGUAGAAUAUUAGUUCGAAGACUUCUGCAGGAACCCCGCGAAGCAUUGCCAGAAGAUUACGAUUACGAGGCUCGUAAACCAAAAUCAUCAAAGUCAAAGUCAACUAUUGUUCCAGCCGAUAAGAGAAAGAGUAGCGUCGCUUUCAUUAAGAUUCCACCAGUAGUUGGUUAUCAACGUGUCGAUGGGGUUUAUAGAAUAGAGGGUACAACAGCACUUACUGAAAGGAAGCCUAGUACAGAUAUUAAAUCCUGCCACUUUGUUAGUCUAAUUGCAAUGUUAAUGGCUGCCAUGCAUCCUAUAAGAACUUGGGAUCAAUUCAUGAUAGACACCUGCAUCGAGAAAGGACUUGAAAUAAAAGAAAAAGCCACAAAUUUUGCUGUUUGUGAAAAAAGAGUCAUCAAAAAUGUUAUUUUGGAUGGAAAGUUUCUCAACGUCAAUAUUAAAAAAAUAUUGGUCGUGAAUGAAAAUCCUGAGAAAACACUAGAACAAUAUUUGAAAGCUGUGAUGAGAAGGCUUCGCUAUGUUAUUAUCAGAUACCCUCAUUGCAGUAUGGUAAUAUGUCACACUGAUGGAUUUUUCCACCUUUUUGAUCCAUAUCCACCACCUGCUGAAGAGCCAGCAAAAGACGAUGUUAAUAAACCUUCAAAGAAAGGCAACGCAGUAGCAACAUGGACGCUAUACCGUUCACUGGAUUUUCUCAUAAAACGAAUACGCAAAAUGUUACCGCUAUCAACAUCAGAUAGCCCGGAGUUUUAUACAUUCGAGCUUACAUCCGUUAAAACUGCUCCACGACAUUCUGCAUUAAACUACAGGCUUAGUCCACUCUUUAAACCGGAUGUAAAUCCGAAUGAACCAUAUUUGAAACGCAGAAGAGCCAAACCUGCUGUGAAUGAAAAAAUGUACUGGUUAAAUAUUGAAUUAAUACCUUGGUCUCGAAUGUCUCCUACAAAUGGCCUAGGAUUGCCGCGUAACAUCCCAAAGACUUUGUGGAAAGAUUGGGAUAUUGAAUUUCCUGGCGACUUAUUUUCCUUAUGGGGAUCAAUUCACUCAACAGAUAAGAGAUUUGAUAAAGAAAAUCGUGGACAACAGUAUCUUGCUACAACUGUGCUUGCUGUGGGCUUGACAGAAACUUGUGAACUAAGCGCUUGGACUGGUGGGUUCCUGGACGGAUUAGUUAUAAACGGUGACAAAUAUCACCAGAAUUAUUUAAAGAAAGUGGGCUCUGAACGUAAUCAAGAGAUUUUACUUGAAAAAUUGGAUUCUAAAUUUGAUGAAAUAAUUAUGCCCGCCGGAUCAGAAGGACAUUCCCGCAAAAAGCUCAUGGGGCUUUAA